Molecule: messenger RNA, 4593 nt
Organism: Thyridium curvatum
Lineage: Eukaryota; Fungi; Ascomycota; Sordariomycetes; Thyridiales; Thyridiaceae
Exons: 5
Coding region: 1-4593 (1530 amino acids)
Molecular function (GO): protein binding
Source: RefSeq, a predicted model, not a curated record
AUGGCAGCUUCCAAAGACACUCCGCCCUCCUUCGCCCUUUCUGGCUCCUGUGCCUUGGAGAGGAUGGUCGGCUGGAAACCCUUCACGAUGAAAUCCAUUGCACUUUCCGCAUUUGGGUUUUCAUCGUUAGUGGUUGCAGGCGUAUUGGAAUUCUUCGCACAGAGAAGCUUGAGACAAGGCGGCCUUGCACUCUCGACAACUGAUUCCGACGUUCCCACCUUUGUCACCUUUAGCUACCAGUUCUUACCCACCAUCGUUGCCGUAUUCUACAGCUUGGCCUGGGCCUGGAUAGACUCGGAUGUGCGUCGGAUGCAGCCAUGGCUCGAUCUGUCCCGUCCCGGGGGCGCCUCUGGAGACUCAACACUAUCAGUCGACUACCCGUUUGAAUUUCUGGCCUUUGUGCCCUUUAAAGCAUGGAAGAGAAGGCAUUGGCCAGUUUUCCUCACCGGCACUGCGAUGAUGGUCAUCUUCUGGCUGAUAACGCCACUGCAGAGUGCCAUUUUUGGCAUGAGAUCUGUCAAGGUUUCGAAAGUGAUCGGUCUGCGCCAUGAUGUCGGCAUGAUUCCUCUCCAAGAACAACAAAACCGUAUUGAUGUCUCCAUUUUGAAUCUGGCGUAUGCGACAACCUGGCUUGGGCAGUCUUUGCCCGCAUUCAGCACGCCAGAAGCUUCUUUGCUUCCCUUCCUUCCGGCGGAAGAAUUUCAAACUUUUGGAAGUAAUUACACAUAUACUGGGGAGACCGUCGAGUACGCAACAGACUUGCAAUGCUGGCCUGCAAAAUGGCGUCGGCCAUCUGGACAAGAGACCUUCGAGGCGGACAAUGGACGCGGGUGCCUUACCAACGUGACUGUACCAACAUCGCAUGCCGUCAAGGGCGGCGAUACCACAGUUCUUCUUUAUGUCGGCUGGCAUCAGGAUGCUCGCUCGGAUUGGUGGCUCGCGUCUCCGACAUGUGGACCACAAGCAUCAAACCAGUUCCUUGCUCUAUGGACAAAGCUAGACAACCUCCAGAAUGCGACUCUCAUAUUCUGCGAGACAUCUUAUGCGAAGCAGACUGUCUCUGCGACUAUCUCAGGAAGCUCACACGAACCGCUUGAACGCCUGCCGUCCCCAGUCGGCAACCUGCAAGUGCUUGGGAGCGACAAAUUCAACAGCACAGCGUUCGAAUAUCUCAUUGGCACGGGCGUCCCGGACAACUUAAGUCAUAAAGGUAUUGGGCAAGUGAUCUACCUGGACCAGACUGUUCGUCUUGAUGCGUAUCGCAUUGCUUACCCAUUCACCAAUAUGGUCGGCUUUGCUGUUGGAUUGUACAAGAACGGGUCUGUCGAUGAUUUCCAGAACCCAAUUGUACUUUCCAAAGCCUUUCGUGAUGCCCACAAGGCAUUGUUUUCGGUUGCGAUAUCUCAGCUCAUGUCUCCCAUCCCUCGCGCUGUGGAGUUCUUAGGCAGCGUUGACGCUGAGCUGUUCGGUGUCGUCGUCAGCAGGCCGAUAUCCCUGGUUGUGGAGAUUCUGCUCGUCGUCGUGGCCAUCAUUUCAGGAUUUCUUCUCUUUCUCUGUUCUGGAUAUGAGAGCAGUCUCCGCAAUGAUCCUUCCAGCCUUGGUUCAUUACUCGAGAUGUUGCGCUCCAGCGAGAGUCUACUUGGGGAUUUCACCACGAUGGAUAGACUCAACGAUCACGACCUGGCGGAACAGAUAUCUCAGAAACAAUAUCGUUUGGAAAAAGCCACACCUGGCGCCUCAGGACUUAUCCCUUGUUCUCAACUACGCAGAGUUGAUCAACAACACGAGACGAAAUCCGGAUAUUACUCAUCAUCGAGUUGGUCAUCAUACGACUACCAACCAGUUCGACCGAAAGAAUUACUUCCCGUGACUGGACUCAUUCUCAUUACCAUACUGAUCUCGGCUACGACGUUUCUGAUCUAUCUCAAACGUCAGGAAGGAAUCACAGGUGGCCUGCCGCGACCUACGGAUAGCUUCGAAGUGCUACAGAUCCUCGAGAACUACUUGCCCACGAUCUUUGCGACUUUCUUGGAGCCUUUUCUGGUACUGCUUACUCGAUUGGCAUGUGUCUUCCAACCGUUCCACCAGUUGAAGCAAGGCAAGGCGUCCUCGCAGACGACGCUGGACAUCUCGUACGAAUCGCUCCCGCCUCAGCUCAAUGUCUUGAGAGCUCUCAGAUCCGGAUCAUUCUUGCUGGCAGCAAUGUGCUGCUUAUCGCUGCUUGUCAACAUUCUUGCUGUGGGAAUGGGUGCGAUUUUCAAUGAAGCAUCCGCGCAGGUCGGAUACCCAGCCAUGGGACGCCUAGUAAGAGAACCAGCACUCGCCAGGAACACUAUCCGCCCGCCCACAUACUCUACAAGAUACUACGAAGCAUUCUAUAUCCUUCUCGCGAACACGAGUGCCGGGACCAGACUUCCACCGUGGACUGAUUCAAAGCAUGUUUAUUUACCUUACGAAUACCCAAACAACCGCGAACAAGAUCAAUCACUACAAUUCCAUACCUUGACCCGUGGAUUUGGGUUCGAUCCAAACUGCUUGCCCCUUUCGAUGUCUCAAAACGAUCCGGUGCACGCCAAUUACUCCUCAUACUACUUCAUUUCGAGCUUCCGGAACAACCUCUUGGUAUCAUUCAAGAAAGAGAAUGGCGCGGAGCUAUUAUGCUAUUUAGAUCCCUACGUCAUUGAAGACAACCAUGUGCAAGGGCCGGCGUCUGUGGAAAUGAUUGGCACGCUUCACCCCUUGUCAAACAAUGAUAGGACCGUAACACAGUCCCUGCCCGAUGACGGGUCCUGUGAGGCCAAUUUCGUGGCGGUAUGGAUGAAGGCAAACCAGUCAACACACGGGGGAGACAGCACUACCACAGGGGUACUGUGUCAGCCGGAGCUGAGGACUGCCAUGUUCAACUUGACGACAGACCGCGGCGGCUACGUGCUCGACUCGAGGAGAGUGGGAGGGUUUGAUGACUUGUCAAAGAUGCUCUCGCCCGGGCAGAUCCUGAACCUGACGAACGAGGCAAUAAGAUGGGUAGGAGAUCCUGAUCGGGUUAAUGUCGGCCCAGCCUGGCACAACGACACUUUGUCAAGAGAUUGGCUGAACUACCUUGCGAAUAUCGAACUCAAAAGCACGCGACUGGUGGAUCCUCGCGAGCCAGUGGUUGGCAUGGAAGACGCAUUGGCGGUUACCACGAGGUUCUUUGAACGAACAAGUGCAGCGUUACUUGGCGCCAAUUUGGAUAUGUUCAGAGCCAUCAACGACACCUCUCAGCCCGUGGGUGGAGUUGUCGUCAGGAGAGAGAUCAGGAUAUUCAUGAACAACCCGGCAUUUCUGAUUAGCGUGGUCAUUCUCGGAAUCAACAUCAUCGCCCUGACAGUGCUGUACGCGAGGGAACGUGAGCCAUACCUCCCGAGGAUGCCGUCCUCGAUCGCAUCGACGAUCGCUUAUGUCGCCGCGGGACGAACAGUUGCCGAGUAUAGACGGAAAGGGAAGGAUGAACGAUCAUACGGUACAGAAGACGGCUCAAUAGAGAAGAUGAGCAGGGAGCCAACCUACAGCUUCGGGCACUUCAUUGGGGUGGAUGGCAAGCCUCACAUUGGGAUCGAGGUUGACCCAUUCGUCCUGCCGCUCGAAGUGUCCAAACAGAACGAGAUGUCUUUUGACAAAGCCAUGUCUGAAGAGCUAAACGACGAGGUCGAAGCCAUCAACUCCAUCUACGGAGACGGCUCUCUCGUGCCCUACCCCGCGGACAACAACACCGGCGGCGGCGAAUCAGACACCUACAUCCUCCAGCUGCCCGGCGAGGACCCGUCCUCCCUCCGCCUGCAGUUCCCGCCGGCCUACCCGGCCGAGCCGCCGUCCGUGCUCGGCACCCACAGCGCCGGCGAGAACGCCCGCCGCGGGGCCGCGGCGCGGGACCUGCGGCUCUUCCGCGACGCCGUCGCCGCCGUCUACCAGCCGGGCCAGGUGUGCCUGUUCGACGCGCUCGAGGAGCUCUCGAGGCAGCUCGAGGCGCUGCAGGAGGCCGCGGCAGCAGCAGAAGACCCAGAGGAGGCGUCUCCGCCACCGUCAGAUGCCUACGGUAAUGACGACGGCGACGACGGACAUGCCGCGGCGGCGGGAGACGACCUCGGCCCGGAGCCGGCGUGGACGCUCUCGGACCCCAUCGCCGAGAACAAGUCCGUCUUCCUCGCGCGCGCGGCGCCCGCGUCCUCCCCCGCCGAGGCCGCCCGCUGCGUGGCGCACCUGCUCGCCACGGACCGGCGCGCGCGCGCCGCGACGCACAACAUCACGGCGUGGCGCAUCCGCUCCUCUUCGUCCUCCUCUGGCGCCACCGCCGCAGCGACGGUCUUCCAGGACUGCGACGACGACGGCGAGACGGCGGCCGGGGGCCGGCUGCUGCACCUGCUGCAGCUCAUGGACGCGUGGGGGCUCGUCGUCGUCGUGACGCGGUGGUACGGCGGGCAGAAGCUCGGGCCCAGGCGGUUCGCGCUGAUCAACCAGGCCGCGCGGGACGCCGUCGUCAAGGGCGGGUUCGUGGCCGGGGCGGACCCGCCGGCGCAGCAGGGUGGCGGGAAGAAGAAGGGGCAUGGGAAGUGA